CAUUAGCCUUGAAUACCCGCCAAGUGCAAACGCGGGAAGCCACACUCAUUUCCCUUUUUUGUACUGAAAUUUUGUUUCGAAAUUAUACCAAAAUCCAUUCCCCCUUAUCACUAUCCCGCCUUCUUCUUCUUCUUCUUCUUUCCCUCUUUCUCUUUUUAUUUCUUUCAAAUCAUCUCUCCCAAAACCUCAUUUCCCCCCUUUCUUCCUUCUUUGCCGCUCUACAUUCUUCAGCUAAAUGGAUGUUGUAUUAAAGGUAUGGCGAAGAAGACUAGGAGCCAAUUAAUGGCUACAUCCAAUGAUCUAAAGGAGUCGGACACGAAAAAUGUGAAAGCAGUCAAACCGAAGCAGAAGAGAAAUAGGUCAGAAAAUGGUGAGCAGGUUGUUGGUGUUAGGAAAAUGCCAAAGCGUGCUGCUGCAUGCUCAGAUUUUAAGGUCAAAACUAUUCCAUUACCGGAGAAAUCUUCUGUUAUUGAAUGCAAAAGGGAGGUGACAGUGGAAGAUGAGAUAGCUGCAGUUGGCUUGACGACGUCAGGCCUGGAUGAUUCUCGGCCAAAUAGGAGACUAACUGAAUUUACAUUUCAUGAUGAGGAUGGAAAGCCACAGGCUGUUGAAAUGUUAGAAGUAAAUGAUUUGUUCAUUUCAGGUGUUAUCUUACCUUUUGAAGACACCCCUGAUAAAGAGAAGAAUAAGGGCGUUAGGUGUGAAGGAUUUGGGCGGAUUGAGUCUUGGACAAUAUCUGGUUAUGAAGAUGGUUCACCAACUAUAUGGAUCUCCACCGAUGUAGCUGAUUAUGAUUGUGUUAGGCCUGCAGGUGGAUACAAAAAACUAUACAAUAUCUUCUAUGAAAAAGCCAAUGCCUGUGUGGAGGUCUACAAGAAAUUGGCAAGGACUUCUGGUGGGAAUCCAGAUUUGACAUUGGAGGAAUUGCUUGCUGGAGUAGUACGCUCCUUGAACAGUAGUAGAAAUUUUCCUGCUGGGAUGUCUGUCAAAGAUUUUAUCUUCUUGCAGGGGGAAUUCAUAUAUAAUCAACUUAUUGGUUUAGAUGAUACAUCCAAGAAAAAUGACCAGGUUUUCACAGACUUGCCUGUGCUUUGUGCCCUAAGGGAUGAAAGCAGAAAACAAGGGAACUUGCUACCAAAUGCAGGCUCGUUUGAUGGGUCCACAAAUCUUGGUUUGAAGAUUAAAGAUGGAGAGCAACGCAAUCCUCCCAAUAUACCUGGAUCUGGAGCCGAGGAAGAUGAGGAUUUGAAAUUGGCUAAGUUGCUUCAAGAAGAGGAGUAUUGGCGAUCCGCAAAGCAAAGAAAAAAUCAGCGUUCUACUACUUCAUCAAACAAGUUCUACAUCAAAAUCAACGAGGACGAAAUUGCAAAUGACUAUCCUCUACCAGCCUAUUACAAAACUACAAAGGACGAAAUGGAUGAGUUUCUUAUCUUCGAUGGGGAUAUGGAUAUAUGUGAUCCUGAUGACCUUCCUCGAAGCAUGCUUCAUGACUGGUCCCUUUACAACUCUGAUUCCCGGCUUAUUUCUUUAGAACUCCUUCCAAUGAAACCUUGUGAUGAUAUUGAUGUGACAAUAUAUGGGUCGGGGAUCACAACUGCUGACGAUGGUAGUGGUUUCUGUCUUGAUGCUGAUACUAGUCAGUCAUGUUCGUCUCAAAUGCAGAACACGGAUGGGAUUCCAAUUUAUUUGAGUGCAAUAAAGGAGUGGAUGAUUGAAUUUGGAUCUUCAAUGGUGUUCAUAUCAAUUCGCACUGACAUGGCCUGGUAUCGAUUGGGAAAGCCGUCCAAGCAGUAUGCUCCAUGGUAUCAAACAGUACUAAAAACUGCAAGGCUUGCAAUAAGCAUUAUUACCUUACUGAAGGAGCAGAGUCGUGCCUCAAAGCUUUCUUUUGCAGUUAUUAUCAAAAAAAUUUCUGAAUUUGAUAAGAACAAUCCUGCUUAUAUCUCUUCCAUCCCAUCGGUUGUUGAGAGAUAUGUGGUGGUACAUGGACAGAUAAUACUGCAAACCUUUUCUGAAUAUCCAGAUGAUAUGAUCCGGAAGUGUGCCUUUAUAACUGGGCUUAGUGAUAAAAUGGAGGAAAGGCAUCAUACCAAGUGGUUGGUAAAGAAGAAGGCUGUUCUAAAGCAGGAGGCAAAUAUGAAUCCAAGAGCUUCAAUGAAACCUGUAACUUCGAGAAAGGCUAUGCCUGCUACUACUACUAGAUUGAUAAACAGGAUUUGGGGAGAAUUUUACUCAAAUUAUUCGCCAGAAGACUUGAAAGAGGCAGAUAAUAAUGAAACAAGAGAAGAUGAACCGGAAGAAGAGGAGGUUGAAGACGAAGAAUCGGAAGAGGUUGAAGAGGACGAUGGUCAAGUGGAUUUGAAAGCCGAGGAAUCAAAACCUGUAGUAAAGCCUGCUAAGAGGAAGCAAUCUGAUGGAAAAAAUAAAUGGGAUGGUGAAAUAGUAGGCACAACAAGUCAAGGCUAUCCUCUUUACAAACAAGCCAUUGUCCAUGGAGAUUUGGUUGCUGUGGGUGGUUUUGUGUCUGUGGAAACGGAUAAUGUACAUGACUUGCCUGCCAUAUAUCUUGUGGAGUACAUGUAUGAAAAAUCCAAUGCAAGAAAAAUGGUUCACGGUAGACUGGUGGUUAGAGGAUUGGAGACUGUUUUAGGCAAUGCUGCCAAGGAGCAGGAGGUCUUUCUUACCAAUGAUUGCCUGGAUUUUGAGUUGAAUGAAAUUAAAGAAAAAGUGGUUGUAGAGAGUUGCAUGAGGCCUUGGGGACAUCAACACCGCAAGGCUAAUGUCAAGAAGGAUAAGGCUGAUGAGGAAAGAGCAGAGGAGAGGAAACGUAGAGGACUACCUAUGGAGUUCUAUUGUAAAAGCUUAUAUUGGCCUGAAAAAGGUGCUUUCGUUUGUCUUCCAAAAGAGACCAUGGGCCUGGGAACCGGAGAUUGCCAUUCUUGUAAACUAAAGGAAGCCCAAAGAGAUGACACCAUGAAGUUGCAUUCUUCUUUGACGAGCUUCACAUAUGGGGGAGCUGACUAUUCUGUUAAUGAUUAUGCUUACUUAGCUCCUCAUCAUUUUGGAACUGAUGAAAGAGGCAUUGAAACAUUCAAGGGCGGAAGAAAUGUAGGCCUCAAUGCUUAUGUUGUUUGUCAAUUGUUGGGCAUUGAAACAUCCAAGGGCUCAAAACAACCUUGUCCAGUAUCAACUAUGAUCAAAGUUAGGAGAUUUUUUAGACCAGAGGAUAUUUCAGCAGAAAAGGCAUACUGCUCAGAUAUUAGAGAACUGUAUUACAGUGAUGAAAUAACAAUGAAGCCUGUUUCUGCUAUAGAAGGAAAGUGUGAAGUACGGAAAAAGCAGGAUAUCCCAGCUGCAAACUGUCCUGCUAUCUUUGAUCACAUCUUCUUUUGCGAACAUCUCUAUGAUCCAGAGAAGGGAGCUAUCAAAAAGUUGCCAGCUAAUGUGAAACUAAGUUCCUCUUCCGAAAGGCAAAUUAAUGAUGCUGCACAAAGAAAGAAAAAAGGGAAGUGUAAAGAAGGAGAAAUUAUACCUGAUGAAACUGAGAGCAAAAAAGAUAUGCCACUUGAAAAUCGUUUGGCUACUCUGGAUAUAUUUGCUGGAUGUGGGGGCUUAUCUGAGGGUCUGCAGCAAGCAGGCGUUUCAGUUACCAAAUGGGCCAUUGAAUAUGAAGAGCCUGCGGGUGAAGCAUUUAGUCUCAAUCAUCCAGAGGCAUUGACAUUUGUAAAUAAUUGCAAUGUGAUCCUAAGGGCUGUCAUGAAAGCAUGUGGUGAUGCAGAUGAUUGUAUAUCAACUUCUGAAGCCAUUGAACUAGCAGAAAAACUUGAUGACAAGGAGAUCAAUAAUCUGCCUCGUCCAGGACAAGUUGAAUUCAUCAAUGGAGGACCUCCUUGUCAGGGUUUUUCUGGAAUGAAUCGUUUUAAUCAGAGUACUUGGAGUAAGGUCCAAUGUGAGAUGAUUUUGGCAUUCUUAUCCUUUGCCGAAUACUUUCGUCCAAAGUAUUUUCUUCUGGAGAAUGUGAGGAAUUUUGUUUCAUUCAAUAAAGGGCAGACUUUUCGCCUUACAUUAGCUUCACUUCUUGAGAUGGGAUAUCAGGUAAGAUUUGGGAUUCUAGAGGCCGGGGCAUAUGGGAUCUCUCAAUCUAGAAAACGUGCAUUCAUAUGGGCAGCGUCUCCCGAGGAAAUUCUACCAGAAUGGCCAGAGCCAAUGCAUGUCUUUGGUAGCCCGGAGCUCAAGAUUUUAUUGUCUGAAAAUACUCGGUAUGCUGCUGUUCCUAGUACUGCAGGAGGUGCACCUUUUCGUCCAAUUACUGUCAGAGAUACAAUUGGAGAUCUACCAGCUGUUGGAAAUGGGGCUUCUGUGACAACAAUGGAGUACAAGAGCGAACCGACAUCUUGGUUCCAGAAGAAGAUUCGAGGAGAUGUCCUUGUCUUGAAUGAUCAUAUAUCAAAAGAAAUGAACGAGCUAAAUCUUAUUAGAUGUCAAAGAAUUCCAAAGCGCCCAGGUGCUGAUUGGCGCGAUCUUCCAGAUGAGAAGGUUCGGUUGUCAACUGGACAAAUGCAUGACUUGAUACCCUGGUGCCUGCCCAACACAGCCAAGAGACACAACCAAUGGAAAGGUUUGUUUGGCCGGUUGGAUUGGGAAGGGAACUUCCCCACUUCAAUUACCGACCCACAACCAAUGGGUAAGGUCGGAAUGUGUUUCCACCCUGAACAGGAUAGGAUACUUACCGUCCGUGAAUGUGCUCGAUCUCAAGGAUUCCCAGACAGCUACAAAUUUGCUGGUAAUAUUCAACACAAACACAGGCAAAUUGGGAAUGCUGUUCCUCCUCCUUUGGCAUAUGCUUUGGGGAGGAAACUCAGGGAAGCAAUAGAGAAGAAAAGCUCCAAAUCAGUGUUGAGUUGAUUUGAUUGUCUAUUUGAGCUUGUAAUUUUGUCUUUGUAGUUUUAGCUUCUCCACAUCUUUCCUUUGUACAUCAUUACCUCAGGUUUCUUCAAAUUUUAAACUACAGGGUUAACCAAGUCAGUUAGAUUUCAAGAGAAUCUCUGGCUUUGUUAUGUCCAAGAGAACAUUAUUUCACUCUAAUGUAUUCCUUGCUGUAUAGCUUGGCUAAUUUAUCAUAUAUUUGCCCAUGUUA
Molecule: messenger RNA, 5137 nt
Organism: Benincasa hispida (wax gourd)
Lineage: Eukaryota; Viridiplantae; Streptophyta; Magnoliopsida; Cucurbitales; Cucurbitaceae
Product: DNA (cytosine-5)-methyltransferase 1B-like
Biological process (GO): DNA methylation-dependent constitutive heterochromatin formation; negative regulation of gene expression via chromosomal CpG island methylation
Cellular component (GO): nucleus
Molecular function (GO): DNA binding; DNA (cytosine-5-)-methyltransferase activity; chromatin binding
Source: RefSeq, a predicted model, not a curated record